UAUACGAGUAAAAGGAAAUAUAUAAAAGACGUAAAUAUUGAUGUAAAAAAUGUAUAAUAAUCAUAAAAAUAACUAUAGUGGGGAAAUGAAAAAUGGUUAAAUAUGUGUAAUAGUAAGCUUAAAUCGUUUUUUAAACGCAGUUCAGCGUGAAAGACGUCAUAAUUAUGACAGACUACACAACACAGUACACAGUCCAUACUGACGUGAGUUCAACGUGGAGACUAUCGGCCACGUGAUUAUAAUGUGACCCGAUAUGCAGUGCGAUUAGAACCAGUUACGACGCAAUAAUCCUAUUUACUUAUAAAAUACAAGUUGAUAUCCCAUAUUUUUGCUCUAUUGAAUUGCGAAAGAAUUUUUCUCAACUUAGAAUCUUAGAUAGAUUUAAUACAGAAAAACAAAAUGAUAAAAUUGAAAACAUUGCCACUACUUGAUAGAACAAGCACAAUCAUUGUAGAAGAAGAUAUCAAUGUUCCUUAUGGAAAAGUUCUUAUCGCAGGAUGGUUACAAAUGUGGAAAGAAAUAGAACCCAAUAGUAUCAUAGAAUUACUAUCUUUUGCAAAUCCAAAGUCUUGGUACUUAAAUGGACCAAAACCAUAUAUAUUAAACAAUGUAAAUAUAUCUGAUUAUUAUACAGUUGAACUAAAUAAACCUAAAGAAAAUUUUGUUAAUACUUUACAAGAUAUACUUGCCAGAGUAACACAGAAAUCUAUAGUGUUUCUCGAUAAUUUGAAUUCUUUAAUAUUAUAUGCAGGCUUUGCAAAUUCAUUACAGUUUAUAGAAAAACUUAAUAAAAAGGUAGAACGAUUGAUUUGUCUUUUUAGAAAAGAUUGUAUUCCAAAUAAGAUAUUAUGUAUUGAAACUUUGGGAAAUACAUAUGUUAGAUUGCACAAGUACUGUGGUAUGCAUUCAAAUAAUGAAUUUACUUAUAUUGCAAAUUACAUACAUCGCAAAUCAGGAGGCACAAUAUUGCUUGGGUCAGAAUUAGUGAGACAAGAUAUUAAAACAUAUGAGAUACAGUCUGAAAAUUUAAAAACACAAUUUAACUCUGGAAAAAAUUCAACAAUUACAAAUGAUGCUACAAAAAUUGUAUCUUCGUUUAGAAUAGAAAUAAAUGAACAUGAAAUGAAACAAAGAGAAAACACUCUAUUACCUUAUAUACCUGCAACAAACAUGGUAAAUAACGAGUGUAAAAUUUUAUAUGUACCGGAUGAAGUAGAUGAUUUGGACGAGGAAGAUCCAGAUGAUGAUUUAUGCAUAUAAUUUGAUGUAUAUUAUGUUCGGGUAUAUAUAUAUAUAUACAUCUAUCCAAACAUAUGUUAACCAUCGUAUAUUUAUUACACUCUUUUGUACACUCAUUUAUUAAAUAUAAGCAUUGUCCUAUUAUUAAAUAUGUUAAGCUCAAUAUAAAAAAUCAGAUUGUAUACACAAAAAAAUAAUUUAUAAAUAGGAUUAAAUUAUGUAUUAAUUACAUAUAAAAAGUCAAUUUUUCUUUGGAAUUUACCUUGAAGAUAUAUGCACAUUCAUAUUUACUUAAUUUAAAUAAUA
This is a messenger RNA of Vespula pensylvanica (western yellowjacket), 1545 nucleotides long. RefSeq names its product elongator complex protein 5 (gene Elp5). The record is from RefSeq and is a predicted model, not a curated record. Gene Ontology annotation, molecular function: tRNA binding. The transcript is spliced from 3 exons. Gene Ontology annotation, biological process: tRNA wobble uridine modification. NCBI's taxonomy places the organism in Eukaryota, Metazoa, Arthropoda, Insecta, Hymenoptera, Vespidae. The coding region runs from base 400 to 1260 and encodes 286 amino acids. Gene Ontology annotation, cellular component: elongator holoenzyme complex; cytosol; nucleus.